Molecule: messenger RNA, 3070 nt
Organism: Lemur catta (Ring-tailed lemur)
Lineage: Eukaryota; Metazoa; Chordata; Mammalia; Primates; Lemuridae
Gene: ORC2
Product: origin recognition complex subunit 2
Exons: 18
Coding region: 204-1940 (578 amino acids)
Biological process (GO): DNA replication
Cellular component (GO): nuclear origin of replication recognition complex; nucleus
Molecular function (GO): DNA replication origin binding
Source: RefSeq, a predicted model, not a curated record
GCGUACGCAGGCCUCCCGUCCCCCAGCUGGCCUCCGGGGUUGCCCCGCUUAGCCCGGCUCGGCGCGGACUGCUAGAAGUUGGCCUCUUUGGUUGGGACCGAAGCUGCCUUCCCUGCGGCGACGACUCAGCAGAGUAUCGUCCGGCAGGUGACUUUAUCCAAAUUUUCCAGCUGCAGAAUGCGUAGUACCUUAAAAGGUUGGCAAUGACAAGUAAACUGGAAAUAAAGGAAGACAAGAUGCUGGAGGUUCAAUUUGUGGGAGAUGAUGAUGUUCUUAAUCACAUUCUCGAUAGAGAAGGAGGAGCUAAAUUAAAGAAGGAGCGAGCCCAGCUUUUGGUCAACACAAAAAAAAUAAUAAAGAAGCCAGAAUAUGGUUUGGAGGAAGAUGACCAGGAAGUCUUAAAAGAUCAGAACUAUGUGGAAGUUUUGGGAAGAGAUGUUCAAGAAUCAUUGAAAAAUGGCUCUGCUACAGAUGGUGGGAAUAAAGUUUAUUCUUUUCAGAAUAGAAAACACUCUGAAAAGAUGGCUAAAUUAGCUUCAGAACUGGCAAAAACACCAAGAAAAAGUGUUUCAUACAGUUUGAAGAAUGAUCCUGAAAUUAUGAUAAACAUUCCUCAAAGUAGCAAAAAGCAUUCUGCUUCAGACAAAGUUCAGCUGAAGAACAAUGACAAAAGUGAAUUUCUGUCAACACCACCUCGUAGUCUAAGAAAAAGAUUAAUAGUUUCAAGGUCUCAUUCUGACAGUGAAAGUGAAUAUUCUGCUUCUAACUCAGAGGAGGAUGAAGGGAUUGCACAGGAAUAUGAAGAGGACACUAAUGCAGUCAUACUCAGCCAAAAGAUUGAAGCUCAGAAUAGAGUAGUUUCAGCUUCUGUUUGCAAAGAGACGCCUUCAAAGAAAAUGAAAAGAGAUAAAACAAGUGACUUAGUAGAAGAAUAUUUUGAAGCUCACAGCAGUUCAAAAGUUUUAACCUCUGAUAGAACACUGCAGAAGCUAAAGAGAGCUAAACUGGAUCAGCAAACGUUGCAUAACUUAUUGAGCAAGGUUUCUCCUUCCUUUUCUGCUGAACUUAAACAACUAAAUCAACAAUAUGAAAAAUUAUUUCAUAAAUGGAUGCUGCAGUUACACCUUGGGUUCAACGUUGUGCUUUAUGGUUUGGGUUCUAAGAGAGAUUUACUAGAAAGGUUUCGAACCACCAUGCUGCAAGAUUCCAUUCAUGUUGUCAUCAAUGGCUUCUUUCCUGGAAUCAGUGUAAAAUCCGUCCUGAAUUCUAUAACAGAAGAAGUCCUCAAUUAUAUGGGUACUUUCCGAAGUGUACUGGAUCAGCUAGAUUGGAUAAUAAACAAAUUUAAAGAAGAUUCUUCUUUAGAACUCUUCCUUCUUAUCCACAAUUUGGAUAGCCAAAUGUUGAGAGGAGACAAGAGCCAGCAAAUCAUUGGACAGUUGUCAUCCUUGCAUAACAUAUACCUUAUAGCAUCUAUUGAUCACCUCAAUGCUCCUCUCAUGUGGGAUCAUGAAAAGCAAAGUCUUUACAACUGGCUCUGGUAUGAAACUACUACAUAUAGUCCUUAUACUGAAGAAACCUCCUAUGAAAAUUCUCUUCUGGUUAAACAGUCUGGAUCCCUACCACUUAGUUCCUUGACUCAUGUCUUACGAAGCCUUACCCCUAAUGCAAGGGGAAUUUUCAGGCUACUAAUAAAGUAUCAGCUGGAUAACCAGGAUAACCCUUCUUACAUUGGACUUUCUUUUCAAGAUUUUUACCAGCAGUGUCGGGAGGCAUUCCUCGUCAAUAGUGAUUUGACACUCCGGGCCCAGUUAACUGAAUUUAGGGACCACAAGCUUAUAAGAACAAAGAAGGGAACUGAUGGAGUGGAGUAUUUAUUAAUUCCUGUUGACAGUGAAACAUUGACUGAUUUCUUGGAAAAGGAAGAAGAGGAGGCUUGAAGCUAUCUUUUACUCCUGAACCUUCCAUGGAAGGGUUGUUGUACCCCAGCUGCCACUCCUCUAGUGGAAAGUGUUGUGUUUACAUCCAUUAGAUUAUUUUUCCAGCGUACAAGAUUUCGAUUUGGGAAGAGGGGGAUGUCAUCAAUUAGAACUUUUGAUUAGCCUGGCCGGUGUACUGUCUCUAGUGCUACGCAGCGGUGCUCAAGUUGGAGAAAAUGUGCCUUUUUCAUUCAUUACCUUUCUGGAGACUUCUUGCUGGAAUGAACAGUGUGCUCAGGGACUAUUUGGAACUGGAUGUUUUUGAAUUCUUUUAUACUAGAGAUAUUAUUCCUAAUUUUUUGAGGGCCUUCUAACACUCCCCGAGCUGAUUGUUUGCAAGUGUACUUGUUCCAGAGUGUGGAAGUAUAAAGACACGGGCAUCACAUAAAUUGGUUUUGUUUGCUGCUGUGUGUGCUGAAACCAAUGAGUGUAAUGGAGAAGGCAGAUCAUCUUUUACUGUUUCUGAAACAACAAAAGAUAUAGAUUGGGAAGAAGUAGGUGAUCCAGCUUUCUCCUUUUGGACUUAGGCUAUGUACUUAGGGGUUGGGGGACAGGGAAUAUGAUACUAUUCAGUUGGGAUAGUGACAAAAACAGAGUAUAUAGGGUAUAUACCCAACCUAGAAAGCACAUAAACAAUGGAAAAUGAUACUUGGAACAGUUAAUGUCUGUGCCAUGACCUUCAUGAUGCAAGUGAGAAGCCAGGCUAGAGAAAUAAAAUCCUGAAUUACAUUUUAAUAAUUGUUUUCAAGACAACAGAAAAUAAAAACAUUUCAUUAUUCUUGUAUAUUGACAUAUUUUUCUUUUCUUGAAUAACAUGCAGGUGAGUAGCAUUUUAAUGGCUGGCUGUAAAUUAAUCUUGAUUCCUCUGUAGACCCAAAACUCACUGUAUGAUAUUUGUUUUUUUUCUUAAAAUGAUAAUUUCAAGCCUUCUAAAUAUUUGCACGAGCCUUUUUUCUUAGGAAAGAAAAAAAGGGUAACCUUGGCUACUGUUGUCAGCUUAGUGUUUUCACAUACCCCCUGAUAUAUUUCAUACUUGGAAAUGAAAUUCUUCCUUAAAAUAUCACUGCAAUAAAAUAUGUACUGCAUCAGCA